AUGACAGUCUCAGCGUCUGACCUUCCUGAAAACAAUACAGCAACCCUAGCCAAAUACGUUGACAUUCCUAUUAUCGAUGCAUUUGUCACAUGUGUUGAGAACAAUACCAACUAUGAAAACAGCAUAAAAGCAAUGCUAAAUGGGAUACUCGCUCAUUACUUUCCUAUUGAUAUGGGCUACGCUGUUGCUCCUAAACAAAACCGAGAUAAUAAACUUUCGCACUUUCUUGUCUGUCGCCUCCGGUGCCGCUUUUCAGAAGAUCGAGGCAUCGUUGACCAUGCAUUGAUCAAAGCAAAAGGUCGCUUAGACACCCUAGAGGAAUCGGUGGAGCAGCUCACGGAGGCACUUGAGAAUUCAAACACCGAUAAUGGCCAAUGUUGGGCAAUACUAGCUAUUGACGCGCACCUUAUAUUCUAUGAAUACUUCAAAGACCUUCCCAAGAACGAGAGUCUCCUACCUUGGUGCCCGCCUGGUCAACCUACCAACAGCUUUCACAUUCGUCAUGACUAUGAGGUCAUUGAUUGGAUGUUCAAUUAUAUGAGACAAAAGGAUGGACCUCAGGCACGAUGA
Messenger RNA from Penicillium griseofulvum, 570 nucleotides. RefSeq lists its product as uncharacterized. The transcript has a single exon. NCBI's taxonomy places the organism in Eukaryota, Fungi, Ascomycota, Eurotiomycetes, Eurotiales, Aspergillaceae. Bases 1 to 570 code for a protein of 189 amino acids. The record is from RefSeq and is a predicted model, not a curated record.